This is a messenger RNA of Grammomys surdaster, 3104 nucleotides long. RefSeq names its product coiled-coil domain containing 191 (gene Ccdc191). Gene Ontology annotation, molecular function: phosphatase binding. NCBI's taxonomy places the organism in Eukaryota, Metazoa, Chordata, Mammalia, Rodentia, Muridae. The coding region runs from base 52 to 2790 and encodes 912 amino acids. The record is from RefSeq and is a predicted model, not a curated record. The transcript is spliced from 17 exons.
GAGGCUCGGUUGUCACUGUUGUGGCCGAAGUCUAGGCCUGAGCCUGCAAAAAUGCUGCUGGCGCCUCAGGGAGGGUCCGCCUCAAAGAAGAAGAUGGAGCUGAGUCGCUGGAAACGGUUAUCAAGGAAGCUGAAUCUCAAGUCUUCAUUUGAGCCUGAUAACAUGGGGGACUGGAUUAAGAGAGUGGAGAAAGCUUCAGAAUUUGCCAUUUCGAAUACAUAUUCUACCAGAAAUGCAGAUUUACCUGGAAGGUUUUGGCGACAAGCGGUAGAUCUGGCAACGUGUGAGCAUGAUGACGUCUAUGAAGAAGCUCAGGAGCUAGUCAAUGACUGGCUAGACAACAAAUUUAAACAAGAAUUAGCGAGUGAUGGAGAAGGGGAAAGCACUGUGCUAAGCAACCCCCCUGUGCCAGACGCCCAUGGCCAUUUGAAGUAUGACAAGUUUGAUGAUUUAUGUGGCUAUUUGGAGGGAGAGGAGGAAAGUGCCACUGUUGAGAGAUUUCUAGAGCAUCUGCUCCAUAAAGAAGUGGUGGCUGCUGAGAUGGUAGAAGAGCUUGCAAGGAAGGAAAACCAAGGCAAGAGGCAGCAGAAGGAUCCUCGUCUUACCAUGGAGAUGAGACAUAAGCAGGUCAAAGAAAAUCGCUUAAGACGUGAGAAACAACUGGAGUCUCAGAGAAUGGAAAGUGCCCUGAAAAAAGCAGCCUUCUUGGAGGCUCAGUGUCUAGUGCAAGAAGAGAAGAAAAGGAAAGCUCUGCUGGCCAAGAAAGAGAAGGAGGAGAUUCAGAGAGAGAUGGUAAAGCUGCGGAGGGAGAUACUUGAAAGAAGACACACUGUGGAAGAAGCAUGGAAAACAGAAAAGAAAAGGCAAGAAGAAAUUUCUCAGAGGAAUCGAGAUGGGAAAAUGAUGGAAAGUACUCACAUACAUCUGGGUGAGGAAAAAAUUGCAAAAGAAAGGAAGAGAAAACUGAGGGAGAUAUUAAUCCGGACUUUCGAGGAAAAUCAGCAGUGUCAAAAACGGUACUUCUCUGCCUGGCACAAGCUGAUUCUGGAUCAUAAGAUUAAGCUGGGGAAAGCGGGGACCCUGUCUGACUGGAAGCUUCAGCUGAAGGUCCUCAGAGCCUGGAGAGACCAUACACGAUCCCAGAAGUUGGAACGAGAGACCAAAGCCUUGGAAAAUGACCUUAGGGAAGAAAACAGGAAACAACAGCUGGCUACUGAGUUUAACCGGAAACAAGUUCUUCGAUACUGCUUUGGUGAAUGGCAGCGUUGGCAUGGUUCAGAAGUUAUAAAGAGGGAGCUGGCUCUUGCAAAGGAGCAAACUAGGAAGAAAAUGGACCAACUGCUGAAGGCAGCCUCCCUCGGGAAACUCAAUUCUAAGGGGUCAUCAGGUAUCGCUCUUGCUGAGGCAACAGCUGUGGUGGACCCACCAGUAGGAAGUGGAGAGGUCACUACCUUGUCCCCUUUGUGGGAAAAGCCACCUGUGGAGAGCAGCGGUUGUACACUCAGCAAUUCCCCAGAAAGAACAAUCAAGGGUAAUGUACAGCGUCCUCUCCCACAUGUCUCUGGGAGCACACCUGGCACAAAGCAGCCCAAGACUGCAGCAGCUGAGCCCUCUGCACAGCCUGGUAGCUGUGAAAGGCCUGGGACCACCAGCCAGGAAGCAGAAGCUGUCUGCAUGGGGCAUUUCCACUGUCGCCAUGUCUACCAGCAACAGCUGAUUGAGAAGCAAAAGAAGAAACUUGAGGAACAGCAGAAAACCAUUCAGAAGCUGAAGGAAAGCCAGCGUUUGGCCGAGGCCCGGUGGGCAGCUGAGCGUGCCACAGCAGUCACAGAAGGAAAGGGCUGCCUUCAGUCAAAUCUCAGAGGAGCAAAAGACCUGCAGGGAACCUGCCAGAAGCUUCUGAAUUCAUCUGUUCCAUCCCCUACAUGUGAAGACAGUAGAACUGAUUCCAGAAAGCCUCUUUCUGCAUCUAAAAGGACCCUGAAGCAGCCGACAGCACCCCAUCCCUUAUUGAAAGCCAUGGAAGACAGAGCAAUUCAACGAGCUGAACGUAGGCAGAUCUUGGCAGAAAGGAAGAAAAAACAAGAAGAAGACAAAUUGGCUCAGUUAAAGGCCCAAGAGGAAGAACGCCAAAAGAAGGAUGCAGAAGAAAAGGAAGCCCAGAUGGAGAGAAAACGAGAGGAAAAGAGGCUAAAGAAGAUGAAAGAACUAGAGAAACAGAAGAGAAUUAAAAGAAAUCAAGAGUUGGAAGCAGUAGCCAAAGGUCAUUAUGAAAAGAUCUUGCUAAGGAAAAAAGGUCUGGAGCCCUGGAAGAGACUGAGAAUGCAAAGCAAGCAAAACAUUGAGGUAGCAGAAGAGUAUCACUCUUUGGCUUUACAAAGAAAAUGCCUGCUCAGCUGGUUCCAGUAUAGCCAGGAAAGUCUGGCUACGAAGACAGCCAAGGCUGAUCAGUUUUACUCCCAACUAUUGUAUAGGAGAGUCAUCCGAAGCUGGCUCCAGUAUGUCAGUGAUCUAGAGAAAGAAGUCAGGAAACUCUGCGCCUGGUUACUGCAGAAGAAGAUUUUCAAGACCUGGCUUACCACUGUCAGGGAGCUGAAGAUGGAUUCCCAGAGAAAGCUUAAGGUUGCCACAGAACACUGUGACAGGAAGAUUCUCAGGGUCACACUGGAGACGUGGAAGGCAUUUGUAAAACUUACCAAAGAAGAAAGAGUGAAAGAGGAACGGCGAGACCAACUCCGCCGGAAGGUUGCUGAAAUCCUUCCAGACUUCCAGAUGCUGACACCAUCAUGAUGGCUGCAUACCAGUAGCUACACGCUUGUCCGCCAAAGGAAGCCUUUGGUGCCUGGAUGUGUGCAGGCUAUCUCCACUCACACACCCAGCUGAGCCUGGCUUACUUUCUGGAUGUGUCAUAGGCCACGGGAAUUAUCUUGGGAUUUGUUCUUCCAUCUUGAUCUCUCCUAGGUUGCUAGGCAUCUGUCGUAAUGUGUCACAGUGGGUCAUCCAAAGGUGCCCCAUGGUCUGGGGCACCACCUUUGAGUGUAUUUUAUAUAUUCUUAGUAUAAUAAACUUGGAAAGGAGGAGUGUUUGCCUGCCUGGACUUAGGA